UUGUCAUCCGUCAUUAAAAUUUUGUUCGUCACAGUAUAUGGAACUAUUUAUUUUAAAUAUUUAUUUAUUUUAAAUUAGUAUUUAUUUUAGAUUAGUGCUUCGAUCAUUUCUAUUACUUUACGACACUUUCGUUAAACAUUGGAAUCAAGAGAAGACGUAUUCGUUUCCGAUGCAAACAAGAUUUUCGUCAGUCGGCUUGCACUUUGAGAGAGGUUAUCAUGGCGGUGGAAAUGGGUGAGCAGGUGCCCGCGAAAGUGACAUGGCCGCAAUGGAUCGCUGGUAUCGGAGUUUCGCUCCUACUGGCCCAAUUCGGGUUCAUGGGAGGCUGGUCGUCGCCGUACAUCGCGGACCUAACGUCCGAGAACUCCUCGUUCACGCUGUCCACGGCGGAAUUGUCCUGGGUGAUCUCUCUGCUGAACCUCGGCAGGUUGUUCGGCGCGUUCACCGGCGCGCUCUGCGUCAACUAUUUCGGCAGCAAGACGACGCUUCUGAUCAUCAGCGUGCCUAUAGCCCUGUGCUGGUUGUUCGUGAUCGUGGCGGACAACGUGUGGUGGUUGUACAUGUCAAGGUCGUUCGGCGGGCUGAGCUUGGGUAUGGUGUACAGCAGUUUCCCGCUUUACCUAGCCGAGAUGGCCGAUCCGAGCAUCCGGGGCGCCUUGGUCUCUCUAAGCAUGACCGGCAUCCCGGCAGGGAGCUUCGUGAUGUGCACGAUGGGACCGUACCUGUCCAUGACGGCGUCGAGUGCCAUCUGCUUGGUGCCCUGUUUGGCGGUGAUGAUCCUGUUCGUGAUGCUGCCGGAGUCGCCUCACCACUUGAUCAAGACGAAGCAGGACCAGAAAGCGAAGGCGUCGAUCCGGUGGUACCACCGCGACUGCGACGUGGAGCAGGAGUUCCAGUCCCUGAAGAAGUUCGUCGACAACUGCACCAGCCAGAGAUUCGUGGAGUCUCUGACGGAGUUCAAGCAACCGUGCUACGUGAAAUCGCUGCUCCUGGUAAUAGUGCUGGUCUCGUACGGGCAAAUGUGCGGGAUAAAUAACGUGAUGUUCUACAUGGAGACGAUCCUGAAGGACGCCGAGGUGACCGUGAUCAACCCCGCGGUGGUAGUGAUCAUCGUGAUGGUGACCGGUAUCGUCGGCUGCGGCGUGUCCACGAUCCUGGUAGACAGGUGCGGCCGGAAGGUGCUGAUGAUCUUAUCCUGCAUCGGCCUCGCGGUAGCACUCGGCUGCCUGACCAUCGUGUUCCAGCUGCUGAGCUUCGACGUCCACUCGAAGGCGCUCGAGGGACUCUCGAUCUUCGCGAUGAUGUUCCUGAACAUUGCCGUGUUCGUAGGCGUGCUCACGGUGCCUCCCGCGAUCAUCGGCGAACUGUUCCCGCCGCACCUCAAGUGCAUCGCUGCGUGUUUCGGGAGCUGCGUCGCCGGCAUCACCUCCUUCAUCUCCACGAUAACCUAUCUACCGCUGCUAGAGCUGAUGACAAACCGGUUCGUCUAUCUGUUCUACGGCUUGCUGCUGCUCACCGGAGUGCCGUUCGUGACGUUCUGUGUGCCCGAGACCAAGGGACUGUCCUUGCAAGAAAUCCAGAGACGUUUGAUGAAGCUGAUGGGUCCCCGGAUUUAGACGAUCGGGCGCGAAUCGAUCGAGCUUUCACGUAAGCCAGCUUGUAAAUACGUUGUGUAGAAAAAGUUCCGCGAGUUUGUAAACGAUACCACGAUCUUCUUAUUUAUUUGUGAACAUUUACAUCGUCGUUCUGCAAUAUAGCGAGGCAAAACGCGUAUGCCAAUACUCUCUACUUUAACAAUAAUUAAUCAUUCCUUUUAUUCGAAGUUAAAGACAUUCGUCUCCUUAUUCUUACUUGUUAUUUAAUUUCAUUUAAUUAUAAUAUUGUAAUAAUAGCAAUAAAAUGUAGUUGUAAUAAUCAGGAUAAUAAAUCGAAUGGUUCUCAACAAAAUUGAAGGACCAUCGUUCGGAUUUUGCUGUA
Molecule: messenger RNA, 1977 nt
Organism: Megalopta genalis
Lineage: Eukaryota; Metazoa; Arthropoda; Insecta; Hymenoptera; Halictidae
Product: facilitated trehalose transporter Tret1
Biological process (GO): transmembrane transport
Cellular component (GO): membrane
Molecular function (GO): transmembrane transporter activity
Source: RefSeq, a predicted model, not a curated record